Molecule: messenger RNA, 1270 nt
Organism: Pteronotus mesoamericanus
Lineage: Eukaryota; Metazoa; Chordata; Mammalia; Chiroptera; Mormoopidae
Product: peptidyl-prolyl cis-trans isomerase FKBP4-like
Molecular function (GO): protein binding; peptidyl-prolyl cis-trans isomerase activity
Source: RefSeq, a predicted model, not a curated record
AGGCAGUGGGAUCCGGGAGAUCGUGACCGUUGGCAGCCUCGUGAGUCUGCAGUCCCCGCAAACCCAGAGCCCUGGGCUGAGAACCAGACAUAGUGGCUUUCGUGACAGCUCUGCUCAGCCUGGCUCUGUCAUCAAACAAGAGGGCACAGGCACAGAGAUGCCCAUGACUGGGGACCGAGUCUUCAUUCACUACACUGGCUGGUUGGUAGAUGGCACCAAGUUUGACUCCAGUCUGGACUGCAAAGAUAAAUUCUCCUUUGAUCUGGGAAAAGGGGAGGUCAUCAAGGCUUGGGACAUUGCUGUAGCAACCAUGAAGGUGGGAGAGGUAUGCCGCAUCACCUGCAAGCCAGAAUAUGCCUACGGUUUGGCAGGCAGCCCUCCAAAAAUCCCUUCCAAUGCCACGCUGGUGUUUGAGGUAGAGUUGUUCAAGUUCAAGGGAGAGGACCUAACAAAGGAAGAAGAUGGGGGAAUCAUCCAGAGAAUAUGGACUCGGGGAGAAGGCUAUGCCAGGCCCAACGAGGGUGCCGUGGUGGAGGUCGCACUGGAAGGGCACUACAAGGACAAAGUUUUUGACCAACGGGAGCUCCACUUUGAGAUUGGUGAGGGAGAGAGUCUGGAUCUGCCUAGUGGGCUGGAGAAAGCCAUUCAGCACAUGGAAAAAGGAGAACAUUCCAUUGUGUACCUCAAGCCCAGCUAUGCUUUUGGCAGUGUUGGGAAGGAAAAGUUCCAAAUCCCACCAAACGUUGACCUGAAAUAUGAAAUCCACCUCCAGAGUUUUGAGAGGCUGAGUUGGCCCAAGGCCAAGGAGUCUUGGGAGAUGAAUUCAGAGGAGAAGCUGGAACAGAGCACCAGAGUGAAGGAGCGGGGCACUGUGUACUUCAAGGAAGGCAAGUACAAGCAAGCUGUACUGCAAUACAAGAAGAUUGUGUCCUGGCUGGAAUACGAGUCAAGUUUCUUUGAUGAGGACGCACAGAAGACAAUGGCCCUGCGGCUAGCUUCCCAUCUCAACCUGGCCAUGUGUCAUCUGAAACUGCAGGCCUUCUCAGCUGCCAUCGAAAGCUGUAACAAGGCCCUGGAGCUGGACAGCAACAAGGAGAAGAGCCUUUUCCGCCGGGGAGAGGCCCACCUGGCAGUGAAUGACUUUGACUUGGCACGGGCUGACUUCCAGAAGGUCCUGCAGCUCUACCCCAGCAACAAAGCCACCAAGGCCCAGCUGGCUGUCUGCCAUCAGAGGAUCCGUGAGCAGCUCACACGGGAAAAUAGGUUCUGA